AUUUGUUCCUCCACCAACCAAUACAACUAUAUGAUGGUCUUGAACUCUAUCAUUCACCAAUGAUUCUAUUUAUGUAUUGAGGUGCUAUCAUGGCACCCAUCAGCCAAGAUGACAAGGGAAGUCUGCCGGCGUUCCCAAUGCAGGACUUACCAUAUGAAUUGCAAGAGGCAAUUCUUCGGAUAGCGUUUCAAGAUCCGAGCGUUUCACGACUUUCAUUACUGACGACAUGUAAGCUCUGGAAGAAUAUCAUAGUAACGGCACUUUAUUCCGAUAUCGAACUUUGCUCGAUACGACAAUGCUUAGGAUUCUUGGAUGAUAGAUCAAGUGCGAAGAAACAUGCUCCUUUGCAUACACGCAAUCUCACCUUUACGCUGAUCGGAGUUCCGGGUGGAUCGACAAGAGGUGGCAGAGAGAGUGCACCUAGUUCUCCAAAUCUUGGUUCAAAGAAGAUCGAUGAGAGGUUACGUGGAAAUAAUCGAUUAUUGUUGGCAUCUCGAGCUGUUCUUCUUUGUCCAUUGGUGGAGCAAUGUACUUUUGAAAUGUUUGGAGUCCGGCAUUCAUCUUUACUCACUUCUUCCGAGUACUUAGAUGAAGAAGCAAACACGUUUAGAUCAGCAUUGGCGAAUCUCAAGCAUCUGAAGUCAUUCGCAUGGAUCACACCGAGAGUCAAUCAUAACUUUGUUGGAUUCAGUGUCGCAGUUGUGGAUUUGGCAAUUUCCCCAAUGGUAGAAGGUUUACAAGCAGCUGCUACCGAUAUUGAUGAUGCUGGCAGGCGAAUCACGCUGGAGAAAGGAAGCUUAGACAGAUUUUCACACCCUCUUCAACGAAUCACACUACAUCAUUGCAUCUUUCCUACUACAGCUUAUCCUAACGAAUCUCUCUUUCUUCUCUUUGCACAAUCGCAUCCCGAUGAUGAGGAUUGGUUAUUGUUUCCACAACUUCAAGAAAUUGUCAUUCGAACGGCAACUAACGUGGAUCCAAAAGCAGUAGCAUUUUUGGCAUUAACCUGGCAGUUACGAUUAGAUUCUUCUAUGAUCGAAUCCCAUACACAGGUCGUUUUGCAUCAACUUCAACACAAAAAAGCAGCGAAAGAUCCAAAGAUAGUCUUAUCGGAUACAUUCGAGAAUAGUAUUUGGGGGCCUCGUGUGACGAAAGAUCUGAUCGACUUGCAUUUAAAGGCUUUUGUGAUGGACGUACAGGAACCCAAUAGUCCAGAGCAGCCUUCUGCAAACCCACUCAUUCGAGCUCUAGAAGAGAGUGCCAAUACACAAUCUACUUUAAGCAAAAAAUGGAAGACAAGGCUACGAAAGCUGCAGGAAUGGCAAAGGAAGGAAAUCCUUCACCGAGCUCGUGAAAGAGUGGUCAUUUCGAGUGUUGCCGAUGCGAUUGCUGGAGCUGGAUCUCGAUCUCAACAAUAGAUGGACUUCAGAAAUAGACGCAAGACAGGUACGAUUUUUAAAUCUCUAUUUCCAUUGUAUUUCUAUUAAUCUAAUCAUGCUUUACGUUCUUGUUCAGUUGCUUCUUGAACGAUUCCGCUUGCUCCUUCUGCGAUCUUUUCUCUUCGUACUUUGAAUCCUUUCUCUGCUAAAGCACUUUUCACUUCCUCUAUUCCCACCUCUUUUCUGUGAAAAAUUCCGGCAGCCAGUGCUGCUUCAACAGACGAUGGCUCGGCUCUUUGUGCGAGUGGCUUAGCAGCAAAAACUUCUUCAAAAUGUUGAGCUGAUCCAGCUCCUGAACUUGCAACGACCGGAAUAGAAAC
Molecule: messenger RNA, 1759 nt
Organism: Meira miltonrushii
Lineage: Eukaryota; Fungi; Basidiomycota; Exobasidiomycetes; Exobasidiales; Brachybasidiaceae
Exons: 1
Coding region: 90-1418 (442 amino acids)
Source: RefSeq, a predicted model, not a curated record